AUGCCUGGCCAAGAUGAAGAUAAAGAUCGCCGCUCAGAUGCUGCACAAUCAUCUUCAUCGAACUCGGCGAAAUUCCAAGGCAACCAAGCUAAUAUCUUCCACUUCCAGGCGAGUAAGGAUGUAAGGCAGUUCGCGAAGAAAUACAGGACGGAGAUAUCUGCAUCGAGUAGUAGUCUGCUUUCGACUUUCGUGGCCUUUCCGUUGGAUUUCGCAAAGAGUCGGAUGCAGAGUUACCAGGCUGGGUUCAUGCAUACAAUCAAGGAUGCCUAUCGUGCAGAAGGUUUACGAGCAUUCUGGCGGGGAGUGGGACCACCGUUGAUCAGCGUUACGACGGUGCGAACAAUCAGCUUCAGCAUAUAUCAGAAGGCGAAGUACUUUCUGGACAAAUCGAUCACGAAGGCCACUGGGCAUAGUCCGCUCGUCAUUGCAAACGCGCCAGGAUCUUAUCCGAACAUUUACACUAUGAGCUGUUUUGGGUUGGCUGGUGCGGCUUCUGGGGCAGUCAUAACUACACUAUCCUGCCCAUUCGAGCUGACGAAGCUGAGCGAACAAUUGGCUGGAAAGGUGGCAAGAGAGGCGAAGCCAGUCAAUGGCAAGGCGAUCGACGUCAAGACUGGCUCGUGGAAUACUGCUCGACGACUAGUACGAGACCGAGGCCUGUUCCGUGGACUCUAUGCCGGCUAUCGGCUGCAUCUCCUCCGCGACACAAUCGGCACAGCAAUCUACUUCACCACCUACGAAUCCGCUAAGCAGCUCAUGGCGAAUGCGCGAGGAAGAAGUCCGACGAGUCCGUAUGCUGUAGUCGUAGCGGGUGGCUUGUGCGGAAUUCUGACAACCUCGAUGAUUUACCCGGUCGAUGUUGCGAAGACUUUGUAUCAGAAGGCGUUACUCUCGGCCGGCUCGGCGCAUGUUGAUCGGCCGCCUAUAAGGGUGUUUCAGGCGGGUGCAUAUAGAGGUCUCGGCGUAUCGGUCUUGAGGUCGUGUGUCAUCAAUAUGAUCUUCUUCAGCAAUUUUGAGUUCAUCAAGAAGAAUAUCAAUGCAUUGGAUGUAUGA
Messenger RNA from Recurvomyces mirabilis, 1053 nucleotides. RefSeq lists its product as uncharacterized. Gene Ontology annotation, biological process: carnitine transmembrane transport; mitochondrial transport. The coding region runs from base 1 to 1053 and encodes 350 amino acids. The transcript has 3 exons. Gene Ontology annotation, cellular component: mitochondrial envelope. NCBI's taxonomy places the organism in Eukaryota, Fungi, Ascomycota, Dothideomycetes, Mycosphaerellales, Teratosphaeriaceae. Gene Ontology annotation, molecular function: O-acyl-L-carnitine transmembrane transporter activity. The record is from RefSeq and is a predicted model, not a curated record.